AUGAAGCUCAUCGUGGGCAUUGGAGGGAUGACUAAUGGCGGGAAGAGCACCCUGACCAGCAGUCUCCACAAGGCGCUGCCUAACUGCUGCGUGAUCCACCAGGAUGACUUCUUCAAGCCCCAGGACCAAAUAGCAGUUGGGGAGGAUGGCUUCAAACAAUGGGACGUGCUGGAGUCCCUGGACAUGGAGGCCAUGCUCAGCACUGUGCGUGCCUGGGUGAAGGACCCACGCAAGUUCGCGCGCGCUCACGGAGUCAGCCUCCAGCCGGGCGCCUCUGACACCCACAUUCUCCUCCUGGACGGUUUCCUACUGUACAGCUACAAACCCCUGGUGGACAUGUACAGCCAUCGAUACUUCCUGACCGUCCCCUAUGAGGAAUGCAAGCGGAGGAGGAGCAAACGUAGCUACAUGGUCCCUGAUCCCCCUGGCCUCUUUGAUGGUCACGUGUGGCCCAUGUACCAGAAGUAUAAACGGGAGAUGGAACAGAAUGGAGUGUCUGAUUCCAGUCUAUUUAGAUGGCAUGAAGUCCCGUGA
This is a messenger RNA of Cricetulus griseus (Chinese hamster), 534 nucleotides long. NCBI's taxonomy places the organism in Eukaryota, Metazoa, Chordata, Mammalia, Rodentia, Cricetidae. The record is from RefSeq and is a predicted model, not a curated record.